GUCUAUCUUCGCAACACGCUCAAGUUAUCGACACCGGUAGUGUGCUGUGCUGCUGCCGGCUUUAGACAGAUCCGGACCCCUGUAGCAGUUGAAUGCAUUGCUGGCAGAGUGGCGAACAGCACCCAUGGCACUCACUGCAUCCCCUCAAUCUGCUUUGCAAGACUUCUCCUGGGAUGAGGCGAUAGUACCCACUCUCAGAAAGCGCCUCGAGAACGAGAGUCGUGCUCUUUCGAAACGCAUGUCCAACGUCCCAGCCGGGGUGGAAGAAGAUGGAACAAUCGGGACUAGCAAGAGAACGGCACCGCGCACGUCGGCAUCGAGCAACAGGACAGGUGGACGCGUGACUCCGUCGAGCACGAGCACGGAACGGCCCAGUGCCAUCCCACGCCCCAGCCUCAAUUACUCGCGACCAAAUAACGCGACCUCUUCACAAGGGAACAACAAGAGUGACAAGAGUAGGCCGGGCCAACAACGAUCACGCACGUUCUCUACUCCGUACGCUUUCGAUCCAAGCCUAACGUCGACGGCAAAUGGUCCAAACGGCCAUUCCACGCCUCCUCCUACCCGCACAACCGACACAAGCAACGCGCUUCCGACUCCAGCGUCCUCUCGUUCCAAUUCCCCUUCAAUGCCUUCUCCGCCAGUGUUAGAGACAAGAAACGCUCGGAACACUAAAACCUCCGGAAAUAAGCGAGCUGAUCCCAACGGCAGAACCACACCAACCUAUAAUCGACCUAUGAACGAUGAGUACGACUAUGGUGAACACGGCGACUGGGAUGCUGAUGAAGACACCUAUGACGCGUCAUACUCCUCAAUCAACGUCAACGUACCUCAAGGCGCAAAGACAAACGGCAUUCUGCAAGAAGCCCCACCAUUCUCGGCCAAUUCAUCAUUUGCAUCCGACGUCGAAGUACGGCCUUCUCUAGAAGAACGCCCCUAUGAACACUGGUAUCGUGGUGAUCUAUCUCGAAACGGUGGUGUUGGAGAGCUACGUAUUGGGAACAGAAUGGAAAUGCUUGAGAUUGCAAGUUACGGACACAAGCUGCGGAAAAUCAGGAAUGAUACCUUGUCACGACAGAGACGGCGUGCGGAAAGUAUUGGACAUCGGGAAAGUGUAGUAUUUGAUGACGAGCCAGACAACGCUGCUCCCUUAGUGUUGGAUGAAACUCCUUUGACGGACAUGGAAGUUGAUACAGAGCAUGAAACUGAUAGAGAAAUGAGUCUUCCUAGACCACAGCAAUCCUCUCUUGAGCAGCCGAAACGCACGGCUCGUUCUGAAGCUCAACCUUCGAGAACUGUAGCUCUUCCAUCUACUCCGAAGCAUCGUCAACCUUCUCAAAUACCCCGUGCAACGCCUAACGCCCCACGGACGAACCAAAGGACUGCGUCAGAACCUCUUCAGCAGAAACCACUAUCUUCCUCAACAUCUUCCGUACCGCCUUCACGUUCAGGAUCCUCUGCAAAUCCGAAUACAGCAAGGAUACCCAAUCCUCAAUCUCAGGGAUUGCCUUCUACGCCAGCACAGAAACGUGGGCGCGCGAAGUCUCCGGCAGUAACUUCAUCAGCGAGUAAGAAGCCCCGGCCUUCAGCGGGAGCUCAACAGAAGCGGUCGAAGUCGGUGGGCAAUGAACGUCUGUUACCGAGGGCGGUCUCAGAGUACCCUAGUAUGCCUGACGGGCCUGGGAAUAUGGCUGAUGCUAUACCGAGUUGGACUCAGCCUAAGAAGGCGGAUAAUUGGGAUGAUGUCGUGCUUCCGGCCGUUGCUCGGAAGAUGGGUUUGGAAGAUCAGUAUGAAGAAGCGGAUGGGAGUCCGAAAGCUCAACGACCAGCGUCUCAAGAAGUCAUUCCUCCUCAACCCGGUACGUUCGGGAUUGACUAUAGUAAACGUCGAUCGCGUUACGAUCCUAUGACCGGGGAGGAGAUUCCCUUGAGCGAACUAGAGAAAGUGGAGGAAGACAGGUCACCUGUGAAGGUCGGUAAUGACGAGGCGCUUCGCAAGUCUAAACGAUUCAGCAAGAUGAACGGCGCUCCCGGGACGCAUUUGAAUGAUGGGCAUCCACCGUUUAACAAGGGCUAUAUCCCUUCGGCAUCGCCUGCUCCUUUUGCAGAGUACACAAGGCCCAAUAAUUUGCCGGAGCAUGAUUUGGCGGAACAGCAUGAGAGUCGGAGUGCGUGUUGUGGAUGCGUUAUCAUGUAAAGAGGAUUCGGCCGCCUUCUUCGCUUCACCGUCCUCCCCUUCCAACCGUUUUCUUAUCCGUACGCGGACUUUCCUCUGUUCCUUCGCUUCUUCAAUCUUCCUCGAGUCUAUGUCUAUGUUCGUCAUCAUCUGCUUUAUUGGGCUUUCGAUCUCUGUCUGCUCUGAUCUCCCGUCCUCGUUCUUUCGGAUCUAUUCAUUCAUUCCUUUAGUAUGUGCCAUAUUUAUGGUCUUUAUAUAUCCUCCCCGUCAUCAUGAAUAUCUUUUAUCUCUAUCACCAUGCUCUCUGCUUUUGGCUCGUGGUAGUACUGCUACAAUUGCUGCUUCUUUCUGGCUUUUUAUAGCUUUCGUCAUGAUCGUUAUGUGUUGAAUCUCUUUUCCUUUUCUCUUUUACCGUCUAUCCACUAGUGUUUUCUCGCGCGCGCUCCGUUUCCGAUGCAAUGACUCCCUCUACUCCUCUUUCAGUUUAAGCAUUCUCUUUAAAUUCCGAAUUCAAAGUUGUACAGUGCCUUUCUCGUUUUCCCUCCUUCCGUUAUUUCCCCCUUUUCAACGAUCCUUU
Molecule: messenger RNA, 2753 nt
Organism: Fomitiporia mediterranea MF3/22
Lineage: Eukaryota; Fungi; Basidiomycota; Agaricomycetes; Hymenochaetales; Hymenochaetaceae
Exons: 4
Coding region: 125-2197 (690 amino acids)
Source: RefSeq, a predicted model, not a curated record